AUGCCACCUACAAGCAAGCCAACUACUCCAUCAGCAGCACCAAUACCAAGUGGCAUUCCAGAUGUCUUUAUCAUAGAUGAACAAAAGAUUCAGCCAAACGAAAAUACAGAAAAGCAAGAGCUUUAUGUGCUGCAGUGGUUAGCUCAAGUUGAACGCGAAAGCAAAGCAGUUGAUGUAGAAACCUUGAAAAAGGCACAGCCCAUCAUAGAAAAGACACUGUUUCGACUGAUAUCGCUCGCCACAGCAAAGCCAAGACGGCCCAUUCGCUUUUUGAUAGGAAGAUGCUAUGUGAUUCUUUACACCAGAGGCGAUACAAGGACACUGUUUGACUCGGUGACAGCAUUGCAUAGCUUGAUAGGUGCCAACAAGAACAUUGACAAGGAAACUAGAAUUGCUGCUAUUGCUACAACUGGUGCCAUCAUGGGCACAUCAGGCGGAAAGAUUCUAUCCUUGUUUGCAGAGACGGCCUUGAUAUUUCUCAAAGUGCUCAAAAGCAGCAGUAGUUCCUUAUUACUGAGAUUAGAGACGAUUACAGCAUUCACACUACUCUUGAAAGGCGCAGGAAAAGCAGCGACAGACCAAAUUUUAAAGGAUUUGAUGAAACAAUUGCGAAAUGGACUAGUCGACAAAGCACUGGUGGUGCGAGUUGCAUCAGCUCAGUGCAUGCAAGCAGUCAUUCAACAUGCAACGCAAACAUUCACUCAGCAUGAUAUCGAGGGAUUAUUACAGCACUGCUUUAAAGCAUUUGACAAUUCCACUUUUCCAGUACGUCGAGCCAUAGCAUCGCUGUGCGCCACGCUACUUGUCUUUACGCAAUCACAAGCCACAGUGGACCCCAGCAAACCCAACGUAAAGCACGCAUCGACAGGCGAGGGACCGAAAAAGACAGAGGAAGCGCUGGGCAAAGGAGUGACACUGAUGUCGAUUGAGGAAAUGCUGGGCCAAUUAUCGUCCUGCUACAACCGACUGAAUGGACCGCGAGAGCUGAAAACAGGCAUCAUUGAGAUAUACGCUACACUGUUCGUCCUGUUAGGCACUGAAUUUGUCGAGGCCAACUAUGCUGUCAUCACCAAACACAUUCUGUGCGAGAUAUUGGAUCCAAACAAAAUCGGCACGGCUUCAGAGGGGGCUUAUUUGCGAUCUCAGGUUAAUUUCUUGCUUCACCAUACGAUUGGGAAAAGAUUGUUGAGUGAGCAGGGUCAAGCCAAUGCGAUUCGAUUGCUGGUCAGUAACUGGAUCAAGAAAUGGCCCCCUCUGAUGGCUAAUCAGAAUGCUCCAAAUAAAGACAUUUUGAUCUGUGUCACCAACUUGGUCUCUGAGCUGGUGUGUGAGUUGGAAGGAGCCUCCUGUUCCGUGCAGGACGUAUUAGUAGAACCGCUGUUUGUGCUAUUGACACACACCAGUUUCUCGGUGCAAAUGGCUGCUGUGUGGUGCAUUCGAUGUGUCUGCAAUGCCUUGCCUACCAACCUCCUAAAUUUACUGCCCAAAUCUCUCAAUUUGCUCGAAAAGAACCUUGGAAAUCUGACAAAUCAGGCCACGACGGUCAAGGUAUUCCAGCGCACCAUUGCCUAUUCUUACACGGUGGCAGCCAUCAUGAGCGUAUUUCCAGCCCAUCCCAUCUACACCUCGUUCGAAUUGAGUGCCAGGGCCAUGGCGCUUGCAAACCAACUGAUCAAGCAGACCAACAAGGACCCCAAGAUUGCCAGUGUGCAGGUACAGGUGGCAUGGACAUUAAUUGGAUCCAUCAUGUGUUUAGGGCCUAAUCUGGUCAAGAUCCACUUGCCUCAGCUGCUGUUGCUAUGGAAAAGCACAUUGCCUAAACCCACUGGUAAGGAAGCCAACGCCAUUCGAUCCGAGCCAGAAUGGUCCCUCUUGUUCCAUACGCGCGAGUGUGUCACUGGCUCCAUCUACAGCUUCUUGGCCCAUAACAGUCAAUCACUGGUAACAUUGGACAUUGCAAAGAGAAUCGCUGCCUUGUUGAACAACACACUGGCGUUUUUACAAACAGCACCGGCUACAUUUACUGCUACCACCAUGUCGCCUUGCACACCUUAUGAAACACGACUGAUUGACCAAUUCUACUCGUUGAGACGACGUAUCUUUCAAUGCUUCAUCACUAUCCGACCACUGUUAUCCACCUACGAAUCAUCGCUCAGUAGUCUGCUUCGAAAUUCGCUGUCUGUGUUUACAGAGCCUGAUCGCAUCUCGCCUUCGUCAGGCGCUCAUCACCAAGUAGCAGCGACUGUACCCGGCCAAUUUGUGAGUGUAUGGAACACGGCUGAUGGACAUGGCUAUGGCGUGACAAGUAAGAUGCAAGGCUACCAUGUGGACGUAGCCUCUCAAAGCGAAGACGGCAGCGACGAAUCUACCAACUCGGGCAAGGAAUGGAUGACCAAAGACAGAUUCGAGCGUAUUGAAGAGCUGCUUGAGCGACCCGUGAUUGGCUCUCUUGAGCUGGAUCCAUUUUAUGCGUAUACCAACAUCACCAACUACGAUAGUGGCACAUCGCAGCAGCAGCAAACACAACAGCAAUCACUGCACAGCAAGAACAAGUAUGUGAUUCCUCAGCCAGUAUCUCCCUCUACCUCCUAUAUUAAUGCCAGUAUCGAACUGUUUGCCACGCUGUUUGCUAAUCAGCCAGCACCAAUUCAAGAAUCCACAUUUGAGCUCAUGGUCAAGGUCGUCAAGGACCCCAAAUUAGAAAAGAACUCGCCCAAGAGAGCAGCCGUGUUGGUCAAUAUCGUGGUGGCUUUACUAGGCGCUUUCAAAAACAUCAUGGCGUUUUCGAAAAAAAGAAAAGGAGAGUCUAUCGCCUUUAGUCCUCGUGCCACUCAACUUGCGCAAGAGAUCCUGAUGGAAGUUGUGAUCCACCCUGAUCCCUACUUACGAAAUGCGGCAAGUGAGACCAUUGGCCGUCUUACAUCCAUUGUGGGCGGUUCCUUUGUAGCAGCACAAAUGCAAUUACUGGUGGAUUUAGUCGUAUCUAAUCGUGAUCCUGAUGUGCGCGCAGGCUGUGCUCUUGCUAUUGGCUACAUUUACACUCACGUAGGUGGUAUGGCUGCUGCUGCUCAUUUGAAGACUAUUGUUGGGAUACUGCUAUCAUUGAGUAGCGAUCCUCAUCCUGUGGUUCAUGCUUGGGCAUUGGAGGCCAUGGCAAUGACAGUCAGUGCUGCUGGUCUCAUGUUCUCUGGCUACGUUAACAGUACACUGGGCAUGGUUGCCAAGCUGUACCUAAGCGAGACACAUGAACCUGGAAGUGGCUCCGUUGCGGUGACCAAUGCCGGUAUGUCUGUUGGAUUCACGGCCUAUCAAGAGUUUGGCCGUAUCAUUUACGAGCUGAUUGGCACACUGGGUCCUGAACUGCAAGCGUCUUCCAAAGUAAGAGAGCUCUGUCUCAACAUGGUGGAGGAACUCAAGCUAGAGCCUGAUGAACGUGUCAAUGUGGAAGCCAUUCGUUGUAUUCAGCACUUUUUGAUGUUUGCACCCAAAUUCUUAGACACGCGUGAGCUUGUGCCUUAUCUCCAGAAUCAAAUCACCAGUCUCCACCUGCCACUCAAGAAGGCAGCCGUAACUUGCUUAUAUCAGUUAGUGCAGCGAGAUUCAGAGCUUGUGUUCAAGGCAGCUCAGCCUGGACUAGAUACUGAACUGUUCAAAAUGCUGGAUACAGAUCCUCAACUGUCAGAUGUGAAGAAUGUUAUUCGAAGCUGGUUACAAGAAACUGCAGUAGCAGAGCCCUCCAUCUGGGUCAACAUCACUAAGCGUAUUGUCACUGGAUCUAGUGGCAGUGCAGGUGCAGUCGAUGGCGCUGUAAAAUCAGCACCUACAGUAGCCCGUGAGCGUAGCGCAUCAGAUGAAGCAGAUGACGACGAUGAUUUUGGCGAUGACGAUGCGGAUGGAUUUGUAGAUGAUGAGGACAAUGCCGAUAUUGCCACUACGGUCGCUGAUGCUUCUGGCAUCACAGCAAAGCUAUCUGUCAAUGUAGAGAUCCCACCUCGAUGGAGAACACAGCUAUUUGCGCUCGAAUGUCUGCAGCAGACCAUAGAAUUGAUCUACGCAAGCGGUAUUCGUGAGCACUUUGAUUUGAUUCUGGCUCGUAAACGCAGACAGCAAGCUGGCCUAGGCGAUUUCCUAGUGUUCCGUGUGCCUGAUUUGAUUCGCUUGUCAUUCACUGCUGCUACUGCUCACGUCAAUGAAUUGAGAUUAGCAGGCAUUAACUUGCUCAAGGUGGUCAUUGAAAGGUUUUCACACACGCUAGAUGCUGAUUUAGAAGAUAUGUUGCUGUUGGAGCAGUACUCUGCCCAGAUUGGUGCUGCUCUGACGCCUGCAUUUGGCGCUGACUCGUCAUCCGAGAUCGUAUCCGCUGCUGUACGCGUAUGUGCUAUCUAUGUAGGUAGCGGUAUUGUCAAGGAUCUGUACCAGCUGGGCCGUGUCUUGAAGCUGCUGAUCUCUGCCCUGGACCGAUGCAAAGGUGAAUCCAAACUAACUGGUGUAGGUGAAGUGAAGGAUCUCAGUCCGCAUGCCUCUGUUAUGGUCAAGCUGUCUGUGCUGAACGCUUGGGCUGAACUUCAGGUAGCAAGCCAAAAGCAGGCCUAUCUGAAGCAGGUGCUGCAACCCAAUCUCGCUGUGCUGAGUCCCAUGUGGCUGCGUGCGCUGCAAGACUAUGCUCGUAUUCGUUUGGAAUCUGAUAUUGUGGCCUUAUCCAGUCGCUCGACAGACCGAAUUCAAGCUUCUUCCAACAGCGGUAUUGACUCCAUGUACUCUGCUGCUACCAAGGACGUUGUGCUGCCCUAUUACCGCAGAUCCUGGCUCAAGAUCAUGGAGGCUGUGGCCACGCUGAUUGAAACGAGUGCGCCAUCCAUGACAGAAGCUAUUAACAGCAAUCCUGAUUCUGAGCAAUCAGAGGACCAUCCUUCAAAUCUGUUUUACAUCUUGUUUGGUCUGUGCAUGGAAAGCCUGUCUCGCAUCUCUAGUUCCAGCAGCAACAAGUACGACAAUUCUACCAUUCCCAUCUGCCUGCGAGCCCUGCGUACAUUUGUGCAGCCUUCACUUGCUGGCAAGCAGUUUGUGCCCAAGUCUGUGUUUCUAGAAUUGAUGAAUGUGUUUGACCGUUUGAUUCAAACAGAAGGUUAUCGCAUCCAGCUCAUUAUUAUCGAAAUCAUACAAAGACUGAUUCAGUCGUACGGCACAGCAUAUCUGUGCAGUGAUUUGGAAGGUGAAACUGACUAUCACAUCAUGGACGUAACACUGGACCCAGACGCCUUUCCUGCCACGGCCAAGCUGUAUUACUUGCUGCGACUCUUGAUCAACGUCUUUUUGCAAAGCGUGCCCAAACUGUCCAACAAGCCUGCCUCGUCUCGUCGCUCAGCGCAUGGUUCAAGAGAAAACCUGCCCUUAUUGUUAGGCCCUUCCCUAGACACGCUUACUCUCCUAGUCGGCAUCACACCCAAGAGCUACAAGGUGGAUUUGCUGGCCAUUUGCUUUUACAUCUUUUCUGAAAUUCUGACAGAAAUCAAGUUUGAGACUACCUUGGCACCCAGAGUUCUAGUCUCUCUCAAGGCUGUCUUCCAUAAUUUUGAAUCAGAUUUGACCACUGACGAUGUCAAUUCCUUGUCAAGAGUGACAUGUGCCAUCAUUCAUACCCUGCUGGAUGAUUUCUUUGAGAUCAAAUCUGUUGCAUCGCAAAAGAACAGACUAUUGGCUGUCGUGUUGAUUAUGACAGGUUGUCCAUCAGCUACAUUGAGAGACGGAGAAGGCAUCAAUGUGUUUGUGAAUACACUCAAACAAUCGUUAGCAUGCGAUGAUGUAGAGCUCUCAAUCACUGCUCAUCAAUGUCUUCGCAAUUUUAUCAGUCUACCAGAAAAGAAGAGCAGUGUUCCUGCAUUGGCUAGUCUGGGACAAGCAAUUGUCACCUUGACACUGUCUUUUAUUAUAGAGCGGAUACUUAGAUUCAAGGAGAGCAAGAAUACGCUGACUGAUGUAUCACUCACAGAGCUGAAUGAAGAUACCAAAACCUUGCUUUCAUUACUCGCGGGUGUCUCAGAGAAUCAAAAACCACUGGUGUUAAGCGUAAUUCUGCCAACAUUAACCUAUUUGUUGGAUAAUCCACCUUAUAGUGGCCGCGAAACCAAGGUGCAUGAGGCUAUACUAGCUCAUUUGCUGACUAUUGCAACCAGCACACCUGCUGUGUUCCGCGAUACGGUAUCGAAGCUGCCCAACAACGUGAAAACCAAAUUAGAAUCUGCUAUGCGCUAUAGCAUCUUGGCUAGUCAAGAACAGCAGCAGAAGCAGCAGCAAAAGGAGCAGCAAAUGAGAGCAGCCUAUGAAGAUAGUAAGCAGCCUACCAUCGCUCUUAAAAUGGACUUUAGCAACUUUGGAUAA
Mucor velutinosus is the source of this 6378-nucleotide messenger RNA. RefSeq lists its product as uncharacterized. The record is from RefSeq and is a predicted model, not a curated record. Gene Ontology annotation, cellular component: Golgi apparatus; endocytic vesicle; membrane. NCBI's taxonomy places the organism in Eukaryota, Fungi, Mucoromycota, Mucoromycetes, Mucorales, Mucoraceae. Bases 1 to 6378 code for a protein of 2125 amino acids. Gene Ontology annotation, biological process: intracellular protein localization; endocytosis; retrograde transport, endosome to Golgi. The transcript is spliced from 10 exons.